Molecule: messenger RNA, 1553 nt
Organism: Humulus lupulus (European hop)
Lineage: Eukaryota; Viridiplantae; Streptophyta; Magnoliopsida; Rosales; Cannabaceae
Exons: 7
Coding region: 35-1279 (414 amino acids)
Biological process (GO): chloroplast fission
Source: RefSeq, a predicted model, not a curated record
UCAUAUCAUAACUCAUAAUCCGAGCUCGUCUUCAAUGGCUUCCAUUUGGUGCCACUCACUAUCACUCCUCCCCAUAUACAAAUCAUCAUCAAAUCCCAGCUUAGUCCGUCCCUUCCUCGCCAAAUUUUCUAAGCCCAACCCAUUUUCUAGACCUCUUACCAAACUAUGGAGCUCCGGUACCGGUGCCACGAAUCCAACGACGCCGUCGUCCUCUUCCACGGUCCCCGACGAAGAAGAAGCCCAUAAUUUUCCCACCGAGUUAUCCAUGAGUAUCGAUAAUCUUCUCAGCUUCUUCAAUAUCAAUUUGGGUCACUGGAUUGGUUCUUUCUUUCAAUUUGAUGCUGGUGGAAAACUAUUGCAUAAAUUGGAUACUAAGCUUGCAGUUAGCUCUUAUGGGGAGGAUGAACUCGCCAGCCUUAUUCAAACAUUAUACAUUAAACAACCUCCAUCAACAGUCUCUGGAUAUGAUGAUGAGGUGGAAUGGGCAGAAUACAAAAUCAAAGAAACUAAUAUGUUUACUGUAGACAAAUAUCAACAGAUUGGCUACUUUCCCAAUGAGAAAGCAUUUUCUCUAAGGUACCAGACUGCUGGCAUGUUAGAAACUGUGCUUCGACAAGGGGUUCUAGGGGAAGAUGACAUUGGCGAAGAAUCACCAAGAAAUCUGAAGCUUCCUUCCCGUCGCCCGUCCAUAGUAUGUGAAAGUUGUUUGUAUUCACUGGAGAAAGACAUGCGAGCAAGAGCAUUCCAUGUCAUUGACCCAAAAGGUGUUGUAGAAAUGCUUCUGAUCUUCCUUGAGGAAAGAGGUGAAGGAUUGCUCCACCAUCCCUCAAUUAGUCACACUACGGACAACACAGACAGGGUUUCACCAUUUCUUGGCAAGUGGAAAGGUCAUUCCUUAACAAAGCGGAGUGGUGUUUAUGGAGCCACAAUUGCUGAAGCUGACACGGUAGCAUCACUUGAAAUGGAUGACAAGGGUCAACUUAUUCAGAAUAUGGCUUCAACAUCUGCUGGGGGCGAUGUAACCACAUCCGUGCCAUGGACUGGCGUCAUGUUGAACAAUUUGGUUAUCUUUGAGGGGGGUUACCAGAUAACACUGUUGCCUGGCGGUAUGUACAUGGGGUGCCCUUGUGAUGUGUCCAGGAGCAUAGCAGAAUCCAAGUCAUUCCAUUUGGAGUUCUGUUGGCUUGAAUCGCCUUGUAAGAGACAGAGGGUAGUUCGCACUUAUGAUGUUGAAGGCUUGGCCGUUUCAUCUACUUAUUUUUAUGAGACGAAAAUUUGACUUUCUAAGAACAAAAAAUAGACUCUUCACUAUGGGGUCGUACAUUGCUCUGCAAAAGACCUAUAUGUGGCGCCAAACUGUGUUUGCUUUCAAGUCACACGAGAAUCUUAUACACCUUUGAGUAAAGGGUCCAUUUUGUAACAUAGAGCAUUUUUUUUUUUUUUUGAGCAAAUAGAGCUAUUGGUUUUGUAUUUAUGUAUCUUUGGAAGAAGUCAUUCAUAACUUCCUUUAAUCAUUUUUAUUGAAAUGGGGGAGUUAAAUUAGAAGAGGAUAA